UUUCCUAGUCGCUCCCCCUUGCUGCUGCCGCUGCUCGCCUGCUGCUUGACUACAUUGUAUCGGUUCCCACACGAAGACGCAAACGCGGCGCUCUCUUUCACAAACGGGCGAACGCGGAGGAAUUAACCUGGAUGGAAAGCCGUUCACCGUGGAAUUCAUUUGCAGAAGCCCGCGACCGACGAACCGCUUUCGCUUGGGGCUCGGGAAGGCAGCGGCGAAAAUGCGCCUGGGACUCGGCUGUUUUCGCUGUGGACGGUGUCUCGAAGUGUGAUGGCAGAAGUCCAGUGAAUCGCUGGCCUCCCCUCCUCUCUUGUGCUGGGUGUCUGGGGGAGUGCGCUGCCACUGGUUUCUACUAGAGCUUCAGAUUGUAUUUAGAGGUUUUACUGCAACUCAGCCGCCUGCACGUUGAUUUAUUCUUUACACGGAGCGCACGCCGCCAUGGACGGAGAGCGGUUUGGAAUAGGACUGUUUAGUUAAGUCGGGCACAAUGUGGUUAAAUGGGACAGGAAGGAGUAGAACGUGAAGAUUCUCUGACCCUUGCCCCUGACUCCCAACCGUCCGAGAGGGUGUCGGACCUCACCGAGGCAUUCCUGGGCCGUUGGCACUAAAAUGUCCCUAAGUGGUGGCACUGCAGGCGGGAAAGGUGUGGACUCGAAUGCGGUGGACACUUACGACAGCGGGGAUGAGUGGGAUAUCGGUGUUGGAAAUCUGAUCAUCGACCUCGACGCAGACUUAGAGAAGGACAAACUUGAGAUGUCUGGCACCAAGGACAGCAUGGCAGCACCACCCAGCGCAGUGGCAGCGUUGCCCGACAACAUACGAUUCGUCAGCCCGGUCUCCGGCGUUCAAGGCAAGGAGAGCAAAUCCAAAUACAAGCGCAACAAGAACUCUAAAGACAAUAGCAGCAAAGCUUCCACGGAUGGGGGGAAAAAAGAGCCCACUGGACGGACUCAAGGGGAACCAACGGGUGCAGCAGCGAGCGCGGCCGCUGCCGGCAACAAUUCCACCUCUGGGAAGAACAUGGAAAAAGGGGGCAAGGCCUCCCGAGGUGUUCUCGGUGGUAAAAAAGACAAGGAAGGAGCCGGCGGGAAAAAUAAGAAAGACAAAACAGAUGGCGCCCCAGUCGUGGCAAUUGGCGUCUCUGAGAAGGACGUAUCUCAGGCCCAAGUUGCUUUGGGAAAUAGUCGUAAUGCGUCUUUUGAGAACACACAAUCAACAGACUUGGCAGAUGCUAAUCAAAUGGGAAAUAUUGCACUUGAAUCUGUUGGGAUAGUACCACCUUUGAUCUCCAAAACUGAACCAGAUGAGGUGGAAAAUGUUAACAGCGAAUGCAAGACAUUAAAGAAGAUUAAAAACGAGAAGAUGGAAUCUCCCGUCUCCACGCCAGCUCCUCCCCCUCUCCACCUGCUGGCCACGGUCGGCAACAGCGAAAUCGCCUCGCCUUGCGAGCAGAUAAUGGUGCGCACACGCUCGGUGGCGGUGAACACGUCCGACGUGGCCCUGGCCACAGAACCCGAGUGCUUGGGGCCGUGCGAGCCCGGAACCAGUGUCAACCUUGAAGGCAUCGUGUGGCAAGAAACCGAAGACGGCAUGCUGGUGGUCAAUGUAACUUGGAGAAACAAGACCUAUGUGGGCACCUUGUUAGACUGCACACGGCAUGACUGGGCUCCCCCCAGAUUUUGUGAAUCACCCACAAGUGAUCUGGAAAUGAGGAAUGGUCGCGGUCGAGGUAAACGAAUGAGACCGAACAGCAACACACCGAUCAAUGAGAACAGCAACUCAUCAGACAACAAGGGCGCCACCAACAACAAGACGCGUGCCGCCUCAAACACCAAGGGCCGGAGGGGCAGCCAGACGCCAUCAGAGCGCCGCACCCCUCCAAACAGCAACACGGAGGAUAUCAAAGCCAGCCCUUCUUCAGCUGGAAAACGCAAGACCAAACCUGCUUCUGACAUGGAGCCCAACUCCAGCUCAGAGGACACCAAAGGCAACAAACGAAUGCGGACAAACUCCAACAAUGGAGGCGUGGGAGCUGCAGGUCUCCCUAUCCCUUCUAUUAAGACGGAAUCACUUCCACCGCCACUCGAUCGCAGCUGUCCGUCUCCGAUUCUUAUAGACUGUCCCCAUCCCAACUGCAACAAAAAAUACAAGCACAUCAAUGGACUGAAGUACCACCAAUCCCGUGCUCACAAUGAUGAUGACAUAAAGUUGGACUUAGAUGGAGACAGUGAAUAUGGCGAGGACUCAACUCUCCACCCUGAACCGGGAAACUGUAAUGGGGCAUCUAUCUCCCAGAAAGGAUCUUUGUCCCCAGCACGUUCAGUUACUCCGAAAGGCAGAAACUUUGAUGCACAAAGUCCAUCUCCUUCUCCUGGAAAGUUUGGUUCAAAGCAGAGUAAAAAGAAAAUAGUUGAGGCAGAUCCAGACACAGGAGGUGCACCGAUGGAUGGCUGUGAAGAUGGGCCAUGCCUUACUGAUGAGGCUAGUAAUGAUGGCAUAGAUGAUAAGAGAGGAUCAGAUAAGCCUAAGAAGGCUAACACUGGUACAAAAACUGAUAAAAUUGCCCAGAAAAACUUGAAGUCGCCACGUCCUAUUGGCCCUGGACCACCAGGAUCCCAACAAAUGUAUCCAUUUCCACCUGGAAACCCAAAUUCCUCCCCAGGACUAGCCCCAAUGAUACAGGGAAUCCCCAAGAGCCCUCAAAUGAGAGGAGCACAACCUAAACCCCCUGCUAUUGGAGAUCCAGCUUCAAGUAGUUCCAAAGACAAGAAGAAGAAAGACAAAAAGAAAAAAGAUGGUCUAAAGGACGCUGAUAGCCCCAAGCCUCCGGGAAAGGGUGGAAAAUUAGAGGAAGCAAAGCUUCCAUAUUCUGAGCCUUGUGAUCAAGGGAACAAGGGAGAAGGUCUCCUCAACGGUUCCUCAGAUUCCCAUCAGAGUCGCUUGGCCAGCAUCAAGGCAGAGGCUGACAAAAUUUACAGCUUUUCCGACAAUGCGCCAAGUCCAUCUAUUGGUGUUGCCAGUCGGAUAGAUGGCACUGGUAUGCCGCAACCUCUCACACCACACCAUGUGGUAAACCAGAAUGGUGCUGACAACUCUUCAGUCAAAACCAAUAGCCCAGCCUAUUCAGACAUUUCAGAUGCUGGGGAGGAUGGUGAAGGGAAACCAGACGGUGUCAAAGUCAGGACAGAUGACCAAACCAUCAGGGAAAGCGUCAAAAAAGCACUCUUUCCAAAUCAGACACCCAACAAAGAUUCCCCCUACUAUACCAGUUACGAGGCUUACUACUCCCCUAACUAUGUAAACCCCAGUCCUGGCGGCCCAAAUCCAGUUGCACCAGUGGCUGAAGGUCAGGCUAAGAUCAAAAGAGAUGAUGAACAUGAUCAAGUUGAGGAGAAAGUAAAGGUUGAAGUUCAUGAAGAACGAAAACCUGACCCCAGUGUUGCUGGCCAACAGCAACAACAGCCCUCGGUCAUCCAGCAGCGGUCAAACAUGUACAUGCAGCCCCUGUACUACAACCAGUAUGCAUAUGUCCCUCCUUAUGCAUACAGCCCUGAUCAAGCCUACCAUAACCACUUGAUGAACACCAAUCCUGCCUACCGGCAACAGUAUGAGGAGCGGCAAAGGCAGAUGGCAGAGCAGAAUCGAGCUGCUGAGAAGAAGUCGGAUGUUGUCAUGAAGGAGCGAGAAGCCUCCAUGAAGGAGGAGUGGAAACAAAAGAGCCCAAUGCCACCAAGCCUCUCCAAAGCCCCGAGUCAGUCAGAUCUCGGAAAGAUACCACAGCCGCCAAGCAAAUCCAGAGACUCACCUUCUGAGCUGUCCUCCAAGUCUAUUGGAAGCAUAAAGGGGGAGGAUCCAAAGUCCCAGCAAGCUGAGGGGCUAAAGAUGAAACUGACUGAAGGGGGUCACCAUGGAAAGGAAGACUCUUUGCAAGCUCUCGAGUCCAGAGGCCAGGCAGGGAUGGAACAACCCAUGUGGUACAGACAGCCAUACCCCGAGAGCCAGAAACUCCAACUAGAGGACGAACACCAGCAACAACAGCAUCGGAGGAAAGACGAAAGGGAAAGGGAUCGGAAACUAAAGGAAGAAAGGGUCCGGCUGAAGGAUGGUCAAAGUGGACCCAAGGAGGAUGGAAAAGACAUCAGUGAUUCCAGAAUCAGUGCUGAGGACCAUCGAGCCAUGAGCAAAGACUCUCGUUCUAACCCGCACAUGCAGUUCACAUCACAACUAGCACAGCAUCAAGGCUACUUGCCGUACAUGCAUGGAUACCCGUAUGGACAAGGCUAUGAGCCCAACCACCCAGGAUACAGGGGCAUGUCUUCGGUCAUGAUGCAGAAUUACCCAGGUUACCUAUCUGGAAGUUAUCCAUUUUCUACUUACGGGGGUAAAAUGGUGGGAGGUGACGAAGGCAGCGAGAAAUCCCGCGCUAGCCCCACAGUUUCUAAAACGGCAACGGACUCCAAAGCCCUGGACAUCCUGCAUCAGCACGUCAGCCAGUACAAGAACAAAUCCCCCACGGUGGGCGACAAACCGCCCCACGACAGAGAACGGGACCAGGACCGGGGAGCCGCCGUCGACAGGGAGCGGGAACGGGAGCGUGAGAGGGACAGAGACAGGGAUGUGGACCGACCGCGCUCGUCACCGUCCCAGCGCAUCAUGCCCUCUCACCACCACCUGGCAUACCCACUGCUCUCAGGGCAAUAUGACCUGUCCUAUGCCACAGGGAAACCUGACCGUCACACCUCAACACUGCAGAGAUUCAUGUGACUGGCUCACAUGAGAGCAACAUCCUCUGGUUGUUACCUUGUAGACAUCAGUUGAAUGGUGUUUCGAUCUUUUAUUUUUUAGUUUCUCUGCCCCAAGGCAAGGCAGAAUGUUGUUGCUGUUCUUUUUUUCUUUUGUUUCCUUCUCCUCACGAAAGACCCCAAAUUUUCCGAUCCGAGGACUGUAACACGACUCAAGAGUAUAACCCAGGUUCAAAGCCAUCGCUCUGCCCCUUCCCGCAGAGGAAACACCGACCCGCUGAAUACCUAGUCUUUGCACUGUCGACAAAUACAAUGCAAAAAGAGACUGCCAGAACAGCUUUUCGUGUUUUCUUUAUGAUUUGUUUUUUUUUGUUGUUGUUGUUGUUUUCAGACUGCAUUGUUUCUUUUUGUCACACAGAAAAGAACUUGGCGGGUUGAAUUUGGGGUACUUGGGAGGGGUAGGAAGGAGGGAAAGAGGCGUCGGCUAAACUAAAGACUGGCUUUACAGUACGCCGUGAAACAACAGUAUAUCCUUAACUUGACAAAUGUUCAGCUAUGUUUAGGGGAGAGGAAGGGGGAGGAUGGUAACAGCUGCUUUCUUCAGAGACUUAAGAGCCUGAGAGUGAAGUUUUCCCAUCUUCAUCGUCAUCACUUCAAGUUUUUUGGCUUUUAUUUUCUUCUUUUUUUUUUUGUUUCGUUUCCUAAAGGAACGCCUCACAUUUAGUUUCAGGGAUGAUGCCGUCAUGUUUCAGCGAACACACCUCAUGGAGAAACAAACCAACACUAUUCGUGUCUCCUUUUCUCUCUCUCUCUUUCUCUAAACUCUCUUUCAUAUCAUUGUGUGUCCAUCUUCGGAAGUGUCUGACGCCGGGUUCAGUCGUGUUUUUGAUUUAGUUUUUUAAAUAUGUGUUUUUUUUUUGGUCCCCUUCACCAUAAACGGAGUCGCAUCCACUUUAAACGGUGAAGCCACAUCAGCGAGCGAUCGGGUUUGUUUAGUCACUGCGCUUCUUUCACUCUGAUUGUUUUCCUGUAAACAGUGUAAAACCUGGGCUCAUGAAUUGUUCUGCUGUAAUAUAUAGGCUUCCAACCCUUUCUGUGCGUAAAUGUUUGUAUUUAUUCAAGCAUGCAACCGUUAGAGAAACUUGUCAAAAAGCCGUCUUGCUUUUUUUGGCCACGCUGAGCACAGACCAUUACCGUCGCCCGGGUGUUUUUGUGCGUUUUCUUUUGGUUUUCCUCAUCUUGGGUUCACAUCUCUGUUCGCCCCCUCAAAACGCGUGCCUCUAAAUUAGCGUCUCCGCUACGCCGAGCUAACUAAUCCAGUCAGAUGAAGUGAAAACGGAAGGAAGUCUGAGUGAUUUUUUUAAAUUUUAUUUUUGGGGCUAAUGUGAUCGGGGGCGGGGGGGUCUCUUCUCUUUUGCUCAUGUGGCUUCACCGUAACAACUGGUAGGUCAGAUCCAUGGUGACCAAGCAGACCCUAAUUCACAUCAGAUUCUGACACCUGAUUUAAAAAUAUAAAUAAACACUAAAUUAAACGGCCUGCCUCGGAGUCGCUGAGAAGUCUUACAACAUGUGAGUCCCGCUCCGUAAAUUCCCACUGGUGAGCUUUUUUAUCGACGUGAGCGUGGCCCCCGUUCUACCCGAGGCUUUAAAUUACACGGCUCCCAAACCACAGGGGGUGUUUUUUGGGGUGAAAUCCUAUCCAUGUGCUGCUCACUUUGAUUACAGGUUACCGAUUGUUGAAGGUUUAAGGUCAUACCAUGGUGUUUGAACCAUUUUAAUGACAGGAUAUUGACCAUAUAUUUUUUCUUUUUUUAAAGUAAUUUUUUUUUAUUAUUAUUUCUCCCCUCCACCCCCCACUGCACAAACAGUGAAUCAUGCCUAACGACCCCCACCUGGCGUCCAAACCAGGCAUUUCUCACAUUUAACAAACCGCAGCGAUUCAUUUUGAGGUUCACGGACAUUCCUGGUGGGGGGGGGGGGUAAAAAGAAAGUUACCAGUUUCUUGCCCCCGAAAAGAAGAAGGAGAAAGGAAACAAAGAAAAGUUGACAGGACGGUAUAUAUUUUGACUUUGUGCGCAUUUUAAAGAAGAAUGGCUGACAUGAUUUAAAAGCUGAAUGUGGUGGUGUGUGACUUGUACUUAAUCUGUAAGGGUAAUCUAGGCAGCUGUGAUGUUGUCAUUAAAGUCAGUGGGGUUUUAGUACCAGCAGACUGCAUAUAGUUUUAUCAGACAAUGGUUGUGACAAGUGCAUUUGUUCUCUCUCUCUCUCUCUCUCUCUCUCUCUCUCUCUCGUUCUCUUUCUCUGAGAGUAGUGUUAUCUCAGUAGUAAGCAAAGCCCAGUGAAAAUCAUUUAUUCUAAAGUGUAUGAAAAAGCCAGAAAAGUUAACGUUUGCUAUCAACAUAUUGGAAAGUGCUUGGCUCUUGUAUUUCGCAGGACUGUAUUUGUUUCAUGGUGAAGAGUAUAUUUAUUGGCCAGCAGUUGUCUCAAUUGGUGCCUAGUCGAACAUUCUUCUGUGAGAACACAGAGACACUCGCUCGUUUGUCUUUUUUUUUUCCUCACCCCACCUCCUGUCACACGGCCACCCUCCCCCAUCCCGCCUUCCCCUCCGUUUUAACCCCACCGUCCUGCCUCUCCUUAAUCCCCCCCACAACCCUCUCACCCGACCCCCUCCAAAAGUACCGGAGCUCGGUGCUUGCAAGGAUGUUUACAAUGUCUUCAUUUUCUUUCUGUGUGAGAAAUUCAGAACUCUUCUCCCUCCCUCCCCCCGUCUUCUGUCCUUUGUUGUCUUUCCUUUCAGGAGUUUGUGUAAAGUGUACAUUACCAUGGUUCUUUUUUAUACAAUACUCUGUAACUUGCCUUUGUAAAUUUGGGCUGGAAAAAAAAUAAAUCUUUUUAUGAGACAA
Molecule: messenger RNA, 7645 nt
Organism: Xiphophorus hellerii (green swordtail)
Lineage: Eukaryota; Metazoa; Chordata; Actinopteri; Cyprinodontiformes; Poeciliidae
Gene: znf609b
Product: zinc finger protein 609b
Exons: 8
Coding region: 610-4764 (1384 amino acids)
Biological process (GO): regulation of transcription by RNA polymerase II
Cellular component (GO): nucleus
Source: RefSeq, a predicted model, not a curated record